CUCUUUGGAAGUGUGCCCACCAAAGGACAGGAAAACAAGUCUAAACUUACUUUCCAGUUGGAAAUGGAAUGGAGGGUUAGCGUUGGAAGCCGGGAGAGUCUGUCCUGUGAUGAAGUGGUCUCCGAGCCACUUCCAGUGGAACGUCACGUCCCUGUCUGGGCCCCUUGCACAGCCUGUGCACAGCGUUCCGAGGAGAGAAUUCAGCAGUGCAGCCUCCUCUCCGAGCUCUAUGAGUUGAUCGGCUUCCACUGCAAGUCCGCCUUCUUCAAGAGGGUGGCCCCCGUGCGGCUCGCGGCCUCCGGCAUCCCGGAGCCUGGCGGGAAGGCCUGCUACCGACUCCUCCUGCAGACGCUUCCUGGCUAG
Vicugna pacos (alpaca) is the source of this 363-nucleotide messenger RNA. NCBI's taxonomy places the organism in Eukaryota, Metazoa, Chordata, Mammalia, Artiodactyla, Camelidae. The record is from RefSeq and is a predicted model, not a curated record.